Telopea speciosissima is the source of this 2816-nucleotide messenger RNA. Its product is annotated as putative disease resistance RPP13-like protein 3. Gene Ontology annotation, biological process: defense response to other organism. The coding region runs from base 1 to 2787 and encodes 928 amino acids. Gene Ontology annotation, molecular function: ADP binding. The record is from RefSeq and is a predicted model, not a curated record. NCBI's taxonomy places the organism in Eukaryota, Viridiplantae, Streptophyta, Magnoliopsida, Proteales, Proteaceae. The transcript is spliced from 2 exons.
AUGGCUGCAAGCAUCUAUUCCAUUGCACAGCAUUUAGCUUUAAUGAUAUCAAAUGAAGCUGAUUUCCUCUUUGGAGUACAAGAUCAGGCCCAAUUGUUAAGCAACGAGAUCAGAUUGAUGAGUUCUGCAUUACGAGACGCGAGCGAGAAACGCCGCACAAGAAAUGAGGUGGAAGAAUGGCUGAACCAAGUUAGAGAUGUUGUCAUGGAGGCCGAGGAUGUGAUUGACUUCUUCUUCUUUCGAGCAGGGAGACAACGGUACAGAAAUAUCCUUACCAGGUACAUCUGCUACCCCAAUCUACUAUAUAAUCUCCACAAAUUUGGGAGGGAAAUUGAAAAUUCCAAUAAAAAGAUUAACCAGCUUUCAGUUAGGAGAUCUAUGCUGGGCCUUGCAACUACAGAGGCAGGGCAAAGUUCAGUUGAUAUGAACAGGAAUAAACAAGAUCCGCCUUUUCUUCGGGUAGAUCGUGUCGAAGAAUUCUGUGUCAUCGGAUUGGAAGAGGAAGAGAAAAAAAUAGUAAACAAGUUGUUGGUACAGUGGAUGGAGCCCCAGCGGCCAUGUUCUACUGUUGUUGUUUCAAUUGUAGGAAUGGGUGGCAGUGGCAAAACCACCCUUGCUAGAAAAGUCUACAAAAGGAUUGAUGUUAAGGAACAUUUUCAGACUCGUGCUUGGAUUUCUGUCUCUCAACAAUAUAGAAUAAAAGAUCUUCUCCUGGUCAUUAUAGAACAGAUCAAGCCCCUCACCUCUAAGGAGAAGAAGGAGCUAAAUGUCGAAAGCUUGAUCCAUAGGCUCAAAAGUCACUUGAGAGAAACAACCUACCUAAUUGUAUUUGAUGACUUAUGGAGGCCUGAAGACUGGGACAUGUUGAAACAAGCACUUCCAGUUCAGGGAGAAGGUUUUCAAAGCAGGGUGCUGGUUACCACUCGCAAUGAAACCGUAGCUAGAUGUGCAGACCCCUCCACAGAUCCCUAUUUCCAGCGCCUUUUGAAUGAAGAUGAGAGUUGGAGUCUCUUCCUGACAAAGGUGAUGGGCAGUAAGUAUUAUUCAGGUUGCCUUGAAGAUUUGGAGGAUUUGGGGCAAAAAAUUGUUCACAAGUGUCAUGGAUUGCCACUGGCCAUCGUAGUAUUAGGUGGUCUCUUAUCCAUUAAACCGAAGACACAUAUUGUCUGGUCCAAGAUUCUUGAUGGUGUAAAUUGGGAGCUAAAUCAGAAUGAACGGAGUUGCCAACGAGUAUUGGCUCUGAGCUAUACUGACCUACCAGAUCAUUUGAAGCCUUGUUUCCUCUAUGUAGGUGUUUUCCCAGAAGACUCUGAGAUCCCACGUUAUAAAUUGAUAUGGUUAUGGGUGGCAGAAGGUUUCAUACAACCAAGGGGACGCUUGACGAUGGAAGAUGUGGCCGAGGAUUACUUGGAGGAGCUUAUCCAACGAAGCAUGAUCCAAGCAACAGGUCGAAGUUAUGAUGGACGUGUCACAACUUGCCGUAUCCAUGAUCUUGUCCGAGAUCUAGCAAUUUCAGAAGCUAAGCAAGAGAGAUUUCUUGAAGUUGUUGGGAGUUAUAGUGAGAAUUUGAUGAUUUCCCCAAAUAAACCUCGUCGGCUUUCCAUCAUUGAAUUUCCUGGAGGAAUGCAUAUGCAUGAUAGUCCAACAAAUGCUCUAAACCAAGGUACUACAGCACCACCACCAAAUCAUCUCCGUUCCUUAUUGUGCUUAUCUGGAAAUAUUGAGAGAAACAUGUGGGUGAAGAAGUCUCUUUAUGGAGCCAUGAAACUACUGAGAGUCUUAGAUCUAGAGGGUGCGCCUUUAGGUUCUAUACCUAGUAGGUUGCUCAAGCAGAUUGGAAAACUCAUCCUCCUUAAGUACUUGAGCCUACGUGGUUCCUUCUUAGAGAAACUUCCAUCUUCGAUAGGAGACCUGCAAAAUCUACAAACGUUGGAUUUAGGUUCUACUCAUUUCACACAACUACCUAUGACAAUGAUGAAACUGCAGCAGCUAAGAAAUCUUGUUUUCGCUACUACGCUUGGAGUUGGUCUCCAGGACUUUGAUUGCCCUCUGGACCACAUGACGAACCUGCAGACACUGAUGUUACAUGAAGGAAAAUGGAUGCGUAGGCUGGAUAAGUUGACUAAUCUGAGAGCACUACUUAUAAUCUCAGAAGGGAGUCGGUCGUAUUCAUACAAAGAGGCAUUGUUAAAUGCCAUCCCCAAAUUGAACCACCUUCGGGGCCUUUGUCUGACAUGUUUCGAAUGUAAAGAGGCACUAGUCCUUCCUGUUUCAUUCUCUCACCACUUGGAGCUCUAUCAUAUGUAUUUGGAAGGAAUAAUUGGAAUUCGAGAUUUUCCCUCCAAUCUCACCACCUUAACAUUGAGUUUUCAGGGAGGACAAUUGGUAGACGAACUGAUGGCAAACCUAAAGAAGCUACCCAAACUAAGGUGUCUCGUCUUGAGUAUGGCAGAUCUAGGAUCCAAAAUUAUUUUCUCUGCUGAUGGGUUUCGUCAACUUGAGGAAUUGAUAUUGCAUAAAUUAUAUGACUUACAGGAGUUGACGAUGGAGGAAGGAGCAUUACCGAACCUUAGGGUUUUAAGGAUUCUACAUUGUUCUGCGUUAAAAAGGCUUCCAUGUGGAUUGAAACAAAUGUUCACUCUUCAGGAACUUACCUUGACAGAAGAGCUUGAAUACAGGGUCCGGAAAGAUACAGGAGAUGAUUGGGAGAUCAUCAAACACAUACCCUCCAUUGAAACCAAAUCAAAUUCUGUUUUUUUAAGAAAUUUUUAUUAUCAAUGGUGCUGAUCCUUUGAUUCUUAAUAUUUUUUUUUUUU